AGGCAGAGACGAUGAAUGCGCCGGCGGCCGCCGCGGGGCAUUGUGGGGCUUGUAGUUCUGGGUCCAGGCGGAGGCAUGUGCGCGAGUCGCGGGGUCUCCACCCGGCUGCAGCUGAGCAAAAGGAGAGGUCAGACCCGGCAAGGGGGGGGGGAAGGGGGUGUUCCUGCACUGAGUGAAACCUUCCGCACAAAGAUCCACCGAAAGCAGAAGACAGUCAGUGUUGCCUAUGACUCUCCCGGAGGAAAUGGUCUGGGCAAGACAAACGAAGCAGAGGGCAAGAAGCAGAAGUGGGAACCAAAAAACUGGGAGCAGCACCUGAGCAACAUCCGAGAAAUGAGGAAGGAGAGAGAUGCCCCUGUGGACCAGAUGGGUGCUGGGAAAUGCUUUGACAGUGAUGCUCCUCCAGAGGUUAGGCGCUACCAGGUCCUCUUGUCACUCAUGCUCUCCAGCCAAACCAAAGAUCAGGUGACUUCAGCGGCCAUGAUGCGCCUGAGGGAGCAUGGCCUCACUGUGGACAACAUCUUGGGGACUGAUGACGUGACUCUAGGCCAGCUCAUCUACCCUGUGGGGUUUUGGAAGCGGAAAGUGAGCUACAUCAAGCAGACCACAGCAAUUCUGAAGCAGGACUAUGCUGGAGACAUCCCAAGGACACUGGCGGAGCUAGUGAAACUCCCAGGGGUUGGACCCAAGAUGGCCCAUUUGGUGAUGGACAUUGCCUGGCAGGACGUCUCUGGAAUCGGUGUGGACACACAUGUGCACCGGAUUUCCAACAGGUUGAAGUGGGCAAAGAAGGAAACGAAGCUUCCUGAGGAGACUCGGCUGGCUCUGGAAGAGUGGCUCCCCAGAGAUCUCUGGAGUGAGAUAAACUGGCUUCUUGUUGGGUUUGGGCAGCAAGUCUGCUUACCUGUAAAUCCACGCUGCAGUGAAUGCCUCAACAGGGACAUCUGUCCGGCUUCGAGGAAGCGCUGAGAGAUGCAACAUUUACUGGAACAGGCCACCAUACUGGGGGACUGGGACUUGGGGGCCCACCAAUGGACUGAUGAUGCUGUAGCUGACCUGCCAGUGGCUUGAGCAAGAGGGAUGUUCACCCUGAAAUCUGGUGGCACUACAGCAAUGACUCGGUUCCUGGUCUCCAAGCCAUGCACAGGUGAGAGGGGUCCAAAUAGCAUUGUUACUCAUAAAAGGACAGUUGACCUAAGUGUGGUGUCCCCGGCUGCCCUGAAAGGACUCCUCUUAACCCAAGUAUGAAGCCACACAGAGAGUAGUUAAAUAAGUGCAACGUAUUGGGGCUAGAUUCCAGACUAAGUUAGCUGGACUCGAGUCCCACUGAAAUCAGUUGCACGUGUACAUCUUGACAUAGCUCAGUUCAGCUAGCUCAGGCCCCAUCAGCACCAUACACUUAAAGCAGUGACAUGCUACUUUAAACAGUCGUGGUCCCCCCGCCAGCCCCCUUCUCCAAGAAUCCUGGGAGCUGCGUCUUGUUCAGGGUGCUGAGAGUUGUUAGGAGACCCCCUUUCCCCCUCAGGGAACUACAGUUCCCAGAGUUCCUGGGGAAGAGGGGUUGAAGGUACUUUGGGAAUUGAAGCUGGAAGGGAAUAAGGGGUUUCCCAGUAGCUCCCAGCACCCUUAACAAACCACAGCUCCCAUGGUUCUUUGGGCAAAGCCAUGUGUAUUUAAAAUGAUGAGUCUACUUCAAAAGUAUAGUCCAGCCCCCAGUAUCUUUUAAAUGAAGAUUUUGCUGGAUUCCUGUGGCUAGAAAGAGGAGAUGGGGGAAGGCAGGCUGAAAAUGGGCGAAACUUUCUUUAGGGUGAAAAUGAAAACAAGCAGAAAGUUCAGUUUGUGUCCUGUCAAUGGAAGGUCCACAUGUUUUGAUAUGUCUGGAAAUCUCUUUGUCGUAAGCUAUAUAUGUCUGACCAGAAUUUCUAAGGUUCAGCUCACAUGACAUCCUCCGGCCUUUGUUUUGAAAGGGCAAGGCUCUCACUUUGAGAGCCUCUGCCUGAAGAGCAACCAGGGGUGUGUUGUAUUUCCUUGUCUUUUUGCCUCUCCCUGCCUCCACACACACUGUGAGGGAAGCCGGUCAUAUUUUCUUCCCAGACCAGACCUUCCUAAGAAGUGUUUGUGGAUUCUGUCAGCUGCCUUUGCCCUUGAAGAAUUUCCAAUUUAAAUGCUAAUAAGCUAGUUACCAGGCAAAAGGAGUUAUCCAGCUCCACUAGAUGAUGUCAUUCAGGCCUGUCCCAGCGUCAUGGAGGAAUUAGCCUGUUGCCAAGGUAGGGAGAGUUGGAAGUUUAAAAACAGAUGAGACAGAAAAAAUUCUUCCCACCCCAAUUGUAUCUGAUGGGCUCCAGGGCUUGGACAUUUUAGAUCAGCUUCCCUCCCAAUCUAUCGCCCUCCUGGUGUUUUGAACUACAACUCCCACCAGCCCCAGACAGUGUAGCCAUAAAAUGCAGUCCAAAACAUCUGGAAGACACCAGGUUGGGUAAGGGUUCUCCUAUGUGAGAACGAAGCCUUUGAGAUGUCCCAAACAAAAGGGGUAUUUGGAAUACAGUGUAAGCCUUGAGCUUUGCUUAGCCUGUCACAUAAGCCAAAUGCUAAGAACUGCAUUUACCUAAAUAGUAAUUCUUAUUUUUAUAUAAUAAACAGUUUUGUUUUUAAUAAGAA
Podarcis muralis (Common wall lizard) is the source of this 2658-nucleotide messenger RNA. It is a transcript of the gene NTHL1, whose product is annotated as nth like DNA glycosylase 1. Lineage: Eukaryota; Metazoa; Chordata; Lepidosauria; Squamata; Lacertidae. Gene Ontology annotation, cellular component: nucleus. Gene Ontology annotation, biological process: base-excision repair, AP site formation; nucleotide-excision repair; base-excision repair. Gene Ontology annotation, molecular function: DNA binding; 4 iron, 4 sulfur cluster binding; DNA-(apurinic or apyrimidinic site) endonuclease activity. The record is from RefSeq and is a predicted model, not a curated record.